Molecule: messenger RNA, 3678 nt
Organism: Epithele typhae
Lineage: Eukaryota; Fungi; Basidiomycota; Agaricomycetes; Polyporales; Epitheliaceae
Exons: 6
Coding region: 1-3678 (1225 amino acids)
Source: RefSeq, a predicted model, not a curated record
AUGGAUGGCUCAAGACCCGGAGAAGCAGGCGUCAUCACCUGGUGCAACUCCCUUCGCCUCACAAUGGCCAAAGAUUCCGGCCGCCAGUUCUUGCACGAACAGAUUCAAACCGAAGGGUUUGAUUUCCUCGACAUGUACCUUGAGAACUUCCUUGACGGCCCACGCAAAGAACCCGUCCUCGAGCUCCUCAAGACUCCCGGCCGCAAGAAGAAAGCGCCUACUACAACUCGCUCGGCCGUCGCUGCCGCUAGCAAAGUCCAGGCAGUAGUGUCAUUACCGCUCGAAGACGGCGACGCCAAGGAGAAUCACGGUCCCAUAAACGACUUCCAUAAGGCUCUGCUACAAGUUAAAGAUACGAAAGGCAAACCCAAGGAUGUUCGAGAUUCAGAGACCUCCCGGCAGCCGUCCGAAGAGCGGCCUCGUCCAAAGCCACCGGCCAUCCUCGCUAAGCUGAAAACCCAGAGGGUCGUUACGGUCGCCGACAGCCCAGCCCCGGAACCUGCAGUUGAGAUUCGCGACACGCGGCCACCUCUGCCUUCUCUCCCGUUGGAGGAGCCGUCUCCCGUUCACCCUCCCGUUCACCAGGCCGCGAAGGAAGAUACAGCGAUGGAACAGGUGCAGCAAAUGGCGAAGGAGCUUUCGAUGAUUGAAGAGGACGAUGAGCUAGCCGAACGAAGUCGUGCGUCUUUUACUGUCCCGCCCCCAGCCCCGUCAAGAGACCCAAAUCCCACCCCCGACGCUAUGGGUAUACUUCAGCCUCAAAAUACGAUUGAUCCUCCGUCGCCGGACGUUAUGAUGGAAGACGAGCUCGAUAUUGCGCCAAGCCCAGAACCAGAACUUCAGCCGGCAGAUACCACAGCAGCAUCAGCGCAUUCAUUCCACGACGUGCCUCUUAGCCCUCAAGUCCCUCAGUCUCAGUCUACGUCGGCUCAUACUGCUGAAUUUCACACUGCACCUCUCCCUCGCGUGUCGAUACCCCCCGUUCCUGUGGAAGAGGAGCAAUAUUCACAUACUGCACCUCUCCCUGCCACGUUUUCCACCGUUCACGAAGAAUUCACCGUGCCUCUUCGUGACGAGCCCUCCGCUCCCGUACCAGGCCUCUCCAGAAAGCCUAGCUUGGCUCACUUCACGGGUCUUCCAGCACCAUCCCCUUUACGCAAAUCUUUGCGACCAGUCGGCGAUACAGCGACUGUGCCCACCGCUCAAGCUGCUGCUCCCGCGGCUCUCGGGAAACGCAGUUCGACGUCAUGGCUUUCGAAGGCGCGAGAAACGAAGGCUCUCGAGAUCACUAACAAGCGCUCAAGUACCUUCGGUGCGGCGAAGCGGAAGAGCGGCGAGAUGUUGGACGCCGCGCACGCGGUUCUCAGGUCACUGGAGGAGGAAGAAAGGGCUCCGAAGACACGGAGGCUAUCGAAGUCUCCUGAGGAAGCGGACGAUGAGCAAUCCGGGAAAUCGCAGGAAGCAAGCUCGUCACGGUCGACAGCACCGCCUGUCGAGGCACAUGCGGACGAGAACGACACGGACGUCUUCACGAUGCUCUUCAAGAAGAAACCCGAGCCGAGGCCGGGCAAGAGCAUGGGGAAGUCCCUCGGAGGGAUUGCCGCCGCCGCGUUGGCUGAAGCGCGAGCAGCAGCAGAGGUACGCGUGGCAGAGCGACACAAGAUCGAACUGGGGGUGUCGAACAAGUCCGAAGACGCUGCGAUGGACCCGGAAGAGUCGAGCCGCAGGCUGAGUGUGUCCGACCUCGUGCCAACGUCGCAAGGCAAAGGAAAGGAGAAGAGCAAGGACGUCCCGGUGUUCUCCUUGCCUACGCCUGCUGCCGUUGCCGCCGACACCAGCUCGUCCACGACUCCGCCCACGUCCCCGCCCCCCUCGCGCAACAACACCUUCAUCGCGCCCAGCGGCCCCGUGUUCUCCAAGCCGCCGGCCGCGAGCACGGUGCGCAAGGACGCGCCGCCCGGGCCCCCGCGCGACUUCAAGCUGCCGACCACAAACCCAUUUUCGAUCCCGGCCGCGAUGGCGCUCGGGAUGGGCACCAAGUUCCAGCCACUCUCCGCGCAGAGCAGCAAGGCGAGCAUCUUCUCCGACGUCGUCUUCGACCGCCAGGACAACUCUCCCGGCUGGCUGCCGUCGACCCAGGACACGUCCUACUCGGCCGCUCAGUCGCAGUCGCAGUCGCAGGGCAAGACGGGCGCGGACGAGCACGACGAGCUCGGCGACGACGACAGCUGGGGCAUGGACGAGAAGUUCGGGCCGCAGCACCAGUGGACGCCGUACGGGUUCACGAGCGCGAACCCGGACGGGAAGGACGACUCGAUGACGUGGAGCACGCUCCCGAGCCAGAGCACGGGCCGGAAGGGCGGGGACACGACCGGGUACCAGCCGACCCAGCCGUUCUUCACGACGUCGCUUCCACGGACACAGGAAGAGGAGGAACAACAGGGAGAGGAAGAUCGGGAGCGCGGGUUUGCGGAGCGUCUUGCGGACGCUGCGCGGGAGGAAUCUCAGAGAGAAGAGGAAGCCAUGGAGGAGGCGGACGUGGCUAUGGAGAUGACGACGAUGAGCCGGAGCGGACAGACCGGGGGAAGAGCUGGCUGCAAACCUACUGUCAAGCUCGUUCAGCAGGCUUCGAGGAGCGACAGCCAACAGUCCAUGGCUUCGAUGACGUCGUCAGCGUCGUCAAGUCAGGACCUCGGUUUCUUUGGCCAGGCCAGCAAGCUGGUCAGCAGCGUGCUUGGUGGUGGCAAGAAGGUUAAGCCCGAGGUGAAGAGCCUCCAGCUGGCUGCCGCCGCUGCGAAGAGACAGCAGGAGGAGCAAGAUAAGAAGACCACUCGUCUCAAGGAGAUGGAGAACCGCCGUCAGCAAGCCAUGCAGCGCAAGGCGGACGAGGAGAAGGCCCGUGCUCAGGAAGAGGAGCGGAAGAUCAAGGAGGACGCCGAGCGUCGCAAGCGCGAACGUGAAGAGCACACGGACAAGCGCCCCAUCAGGCCUGCGACCUCCAUGUCGAAGAGGUCGGAGGACGACACUAUGAAGCGCAAGCUCAAUGCGCCCGCGGCGCAGAAGCCUCCCUCAAAGGAGAAGAAAGAAGUGGUGCCUCCGCGUCAAACUAAACCUCCUUCCACCGCCGCAGCGAAAUCCGCACUCAAACCCGCACUCAAGCAGCCCGCGGCCGGUCCUUCUUCCAACCCCGUCACUCCUGGCGCACCAAAGACGGCUGCCACGAAGACCGUGAGACACGUCCCUUCUGCCAACAACCUCAAGGCCGCCGCCGCGCCCGCGACAGGGAAAGGCAAGGCGAAGGAGCCCGCUCCCGCCGCCGGCCCGAGCCGCCCGACGGCCCCAGCAGCAGCCGCGCCGGGGCCCCCGCGCGUGGCGAGCGAGACGAUUGAGCUGCCGGACAUCAACAGCGAGUACUCGGAUUCGGAGGACGAGGACCGGCCGCGGCGCGACCUGCCGGACUGGGCGAAGAGCCCGGACAUCGCGGCCGCGCUGCGGCAGCAGAGCACGAUGAACCCGGACGACAUCUUCGGGGCCGUCGCGCCGCUGCGGAUGGAGGACAUCUUCAAGACGCGGCACAGCCGGUUCCGCGCGCGGACGAGCUCCGCGAACUGGGCGGGCCCGGACGAGCUCACCGCGGCGGAGGAGCGCGAGUACGCGCGCCGGAUGGGCUUCAAAUAG